AUGUGCAUAGUUCUUUUCCCUCUACCUCCUCUUCCCCUUUUCGGCUCCCCCCCCCCUCGGGAGGCCCUCGUCGCCACGGCCGGGCUCGCCUCGAAGUCCUGGUCCGAGCGCACCCCUGGGGAGGUCCCAGGGGGAGCAGCGCGGUGGGCAUCUUCACGGCUUCCCCAGGACGAGGGCUCCUUCGGGCGGGUUCAGAGGUGCAGCGACAACCUGGUGAGGAUCGGCCGCGCCGUGAAGUCGAUCCGCAUUCCGUCGGAUCCGAGGCAGCUCGUGAUGCUCCACCGCGAGGUGGAAGCACUCGUUGCCCUCGACCACCCCCACAUCGUGAGGCUGAUCGAGUACUUCGAGGAGGGGUCCGAGCUGCUGCUGGUGAUGGAACUGCUGGAGGGCCUCAGUCUAGGGCACAGGAUGAGACUGGAGGGCCGCUUCGGCGAGCGGCUCGCGGCCAUGUGCGCGCGCCACAUGCUCAAGGCGCUCUUCUGCUGCCACUCCCACGGCAUCGCCCACAACGACGUCAGCACGGAGAACUUCAAGUUCCUGGGCCAGGGUCCCGAGUCAGCCCUGAAGAUGGUGGACUUCGGCCUGUCCGAGCGCUUCGACGCGCCCGCCGCCUGCCACGCCAUGGGCGCGGGUGGAGAGCAGGACUCGAAGUACAAACACCAGCAUAAGCAUGAACUGUCGGAGUUCCGCCCGGAUCUCUUGGAUCGGCGCAAAUUCGAACACCCCUGA
Molecule: messenger RNA, 729 nt
Organism: Prorocentrum cordatum
Lineage: Eukaryota; Dinophyceae; Prorocentrales; Prorocentraceae
Source: the annotation of a GenBank genome assembly